AUGGCUGGUACGAACCUUCUGUCAUCGCAGAAGACGCUUCCAAUUGGAGAGCAAGAGUAUACGCCGUCCCCCUCUGCGGCGAGGAUGAUUGCACCGGCUAGGUGA
This is a messenger RNA of Parastagonospora nodorum SN15, 105 nucleotides long. RefSeq lists its product as hypothetical. Bases 1 to 105 code for a protein of 34 amino acids. Lineage: Eukaryota; Fungi; Ascomycota; Dothideomycetes; Pleosporales; Phaeosphaeriaceae. The transcript has 2 exons. The record is from RefSeq and is a predicted model, not a curated record.